Molecule: messenger RNA, 5553 nt
Organism: Sardina pilchardus (European sardine)
Lineage: Eukaryota; Metazoa; Chordata; Actinopteri; Clupeiformes; Clupeidae
Gene: efna5a
Product: ephrin-A5a
Exons: 5
Coding region: 939-1631 (230 amino acids)
Biological process (GO): regulation of actin cytoskeleton organization; axon guidance; regulation of cell-cell adhesion
Cellular component (GO): external side of plasma membrane; plasma membrane
Molecular function (GO): ephrin receptor binding
Source: RefSeq, a predicted model, not a curated record
AUGUCUGUUGCGUUCUGAUUUCGGUUGUCAUUUGUCACAUUUUGGCAACAUAUUGACAUAGUAACCCUCAGUCUCCGGAUAUACAAACACAAUUUCAAAGGAUUUGGAGCAAAGAAAGGUAUUUCGGUGUCCAUUUGGUCGGCUGCCUCCUGGUCUUUCUUUGCUCAUGACAGUUUGAAGACAACGCCGAGGAUAUAGAUCCGGCUUCGGCAAGGAGAGCACUUGGAGGAAGACGACGAGAGCCAACAGAACUUGACGAUUUGGGUGGAUCUUUUUUCUGCUUGUUGCCCGGAAUGGUGUAAUGUGAUCUGAAUCUCCCACACAUGCGGUUUGUUACAUUCAAAUUAACUUACUCACACAGCACAAGAAACGAGUGGUUCAGGAAGUAUUGGUGGAUGUUUUACCGAGGAAACUAAAUUUGUCUCAGACCAUAACUCUGAUUUUCAUCUAUACAUCUUCUGUAGACAUUUUCUGUGGAUUCUUACUGCGACCGGGUUGCGAUACUUGCUGUCCGAGUCGCCAAGCUGCUAGGAAGGAUGCGCUUGUUGCUAUGAAUACACGAUCAGACUGCACUGUUGAAUAAAAGGAAACAUUCAUAUCUACAAUCGCCCAGCUCUCUCUGAAAGAACUUUGUCACUUGAGAGUACCACAAUCUGUUGCGAUCUUUUUUACACAGGAUAUAGACUUCAUACUGGCAACGUAUGACUUUUUACACCAUCUUCGGCAACAUUAGUAGCAAAGAUUACUAUAGUGUGGACAAUCACCAUCGCUCAGGUGCAGUGAUCCAGUCUUGCUAUAAGUCAUUCAUUCAUUUGAGAAAGCGAAGAGCUUAUUUUUAAAAGGCCGGGCAUUCCGAUGUGAACACCGCUCUGUCAGUUCAUACCGAAGCUGUUAUCGUAGACACUGCAUCGCAAGGAUCUGCGUGUCAAAGUUAGAUAAUGCCGCAACUGGAAACGAUUUUGAUUGUUUUUAACAUCCUCUGGACGUGCGUGUUCACUCAAGAACCGGCCUCCAAGGUGGUUGCAGAUCGCUAUGCAGUCUUUUGGAACCGCACAAACCCCAGGUUCUACCGGAACGACUAUCACAUAGACGUGUGCAUCAACGACUACCUGGACGUCUACUGCCCGCACUACGAGGACACGGUGCCGGAGGAGCGGACCGAGCGCUACGUGCUCUACAUGGUCAACUACGACGGCUACAGCUCGUGCGACCACAUGGCCAAGGGCUUCAAGCGCUGGGAGUGCAACCGGCCGCACUCGCCCAACGGCCCGCUCAAGUUCUCGGAGAAGUUCCAGCUCUUCACGCCCUUCUCUCUGGGCUUCGAGUUCAGACCAGGACGCGAGUACUACUAUAUCUCCUACACCGUCGCUGAGAAUGGGAGACGGAGCUGCCUGAGGCUGAAGGUUUUCGUCAGACCAGCCAACAACUGUGUGAAAACUAUCACUGUUCACGAUCAAGUGUUUGACGUCAGUGACAAAAUGGAUAAUAAUGUAGAGCCGCGAGACGACACGAGUCACGAGUCGGCCGAGCCCUCCAGAGGGGACGUCAACGCGGCCGCCCGCUGCAGGACCCCUGCCGCCCCGCUGCUGGCCACGGCCCUGCUCCUCCUCGCAGCCCUCGCCUCGUUAUAGCCCCCGAACCCCGGGGGAGCGGACACACACACACACACACACACACACACACACACACAAAACACGCGCUCACACACACACCUGUGAGGAGGGCCACUCGGAAAAAAAGGAGCACUUUUUUCAAUCCAGUUUUUACUCAACUCUGUCUCUAUCUCUCUGUCGCUUUCUCUUUCUCUCUCUCUCUCUCUCCUUGACUCUAUCUCUCCGUCUGUGACUCUCGUCAGUCGGCUGGGAUCCACGAGACGGCCCUCUUUUGUUUGUUUUUCUUUUUUUUUUCUCGUGUUGCAGUUACAGUAAGAUGCCAAAACAUGUUUUUUUGACUUUUUUACUGUUUCCCUUUCUCAGCUAACACACAAAUAUGCCCCCCUCCUUUUUCUCCCCAAUACACACACACACACACACACACACACACACACACAGACACACACACAUAUGAAUUAACUUGCUCUCACAUCUCUGUCAGUUUCUAUAAAAUGGGUCUGAUGGGAAGAGAACUGGACGUUGUGUGGACUGCCUCACGUCUGUCUCACGCGAGGACUCUUACCAGUGAAGACAUGGAGGCAGUCAAGGGACCUUGAGUGCCCUGACCAUAUGGAUAUGAGAGUGUUUCUUCUUCUUGAAGAAGAUCGGAUGAUGGAUAUUGUUGCUUGGAAACAUAUCACCACUUUGUGUGAGAGGCUCAUAUCUGGGCUUUUCUGAUGAAUAGCUUUUGAGGGACCUUUGUGGAGGUGAAUUGGUGUGUUGAUUUGCUGUAUUGUUAGAAGGAAAGAGGAGAGGGAAAGAGAAGCACUCAAGUGUCGAGGUUUUUUGUAUGAUGUGUAUAGUAAAGACAGGGGGAAGAUGUAUGCUGCAUCUUUGAAGAGCAUUUCAUAUAGAGUGAAGCAUUCAAGUACGGCCUUGUUCCAUAGUCGGAGUAAAUAUCCUAAUUUGUUUUUUUUUUGUUUUUUUUUUCAUUUUGUUUUUUGGCAGAACAGUAUUUUCCUAUUUAUUGUUCAGAUUUUGUUCUGUCCCUGUUCUGUCAUUGCCAAUUGUCUGUAUGCAGGUGGAAAAAACAAAUGCCCAGUUUUUAAAAUGUAAAAAAAAAAAAAAAACUGUUUGUACUCAGUAUUUGAUGCAGACAUGUAAUGGUUUGAGCUGAACCAGUUGUCAAGAAAAAAAAUCAGGGAUGAAGAGUAUGGCUUUUCACCAUAUUUGCCAUAGGCAUCAUCUGUGGUAGUUUCUCAACAGACUUUUUUCAUCUGAUGUCCGGGUCCACAUUUGAGCGAGUAGAACACCAUCUGUAAUUAAGUGCUUUCAAAUGCAGCAAGCCAAUCCACCCCCAUCCCAGACUCUUUAUAAACACGCAUCAGCUUCAAGUUUGCAUUUCUCUCCCAAUCAACAUGUUUUCUUGAUUAUCAUAAGCAUACAUAAUCAUGGGUAUUAGGAAUGAUUAAAAACACUGCUUUCAGGGAUUGAUACAUUUUUGAGCAUGGAGUCAGCAUAAAAUAAAUUAUUUUUUUGAAUCUUUGACAAAAUAAUGGAGGAUGAAGUCGGAAUUUGUUGUUUUCAGCUUCUAAAGUGCUCGCACACACCUUACCUACAUCUCCCCCAUCCACUACCCACCCCGCCCAACCCCACCCCACCCCACCCCACCAUCCCCAGUACCGUGGUGCUGACUAGCCUGGCCGUAUCAUGCCUUCUGCGCUGAAACGCUGCCCAAGCAUUGACUGAACGUUUGUGGCUGGCGGCUUAGGCAGCUGACACCCGUCCGUGAUUUAAUGGACCCUUUGAUGUUGUCCAGAGUGUCAGAGCAUGCAGCCCACAUACUGGGAGGCCUUGUGCCGGGUUAUUUCUGGAAUUAAAAAAAUCAAGUCGAGCUGGGGAGGGCUUGGUGUCCAGUUCAGCUGUGGAGUAGCCUUACCACUGCAGAAAAAAAAAAAAAAAAAAAAAAAAACGCGGCCAGGAAACAGAGCGGGGGGGAUUUGCUUGCAGAGAGAGAGAGAACGCUCCCUCUGUGAUCAAUAGAAUUGGCUUUUUUUUACACACACAGACACACACACACACACACACGCACACACACAUACACACACAGAAAACCAACCAAGGGGAAGCGUUCGCUACUCCCCCUCCUUCUUGCAUCCCUGCAGUUAUCAGGUGCAGUUAGCCUGUGGUGGUCCUGCCAGCACUGUCGCGUUGUUGCUUGUGUGAUACAGUGGCGGUUUUCUCUUUUAAGAUUUUGUCGGUUGCUCUUCGUUCCAGGUGUACACGUAAAACAUAGCAAAGUAGACGCUCUUUGUAAAGCCGUCAUUCGGUACGCGUGGAUGGCGGCCCCUCUUGGAGUAGCACUGCAUUAGUUAGGUUUUUAAUAUAAUUAUUCAGACAUGUAACACAGGGGAAUGCGAAUCCGCUCACUUUUGUGGAUACUGUGUAUCCGUAGCUAGUCUAUAUAACAUGCAGUGUUAGUGCAGCAAGAUGUAUUUUGUACCUCUCCUGAAGGACAAAAAAAAAAAUAAUGGAGACACAUAGAAAGAGUGAACAAAAAAAAAACAAUCUAAUAACAUUUGAUAUCAAAGUAUUAAUUUCAUUUGGAUGUGCUUUUUGUAUGAGAUGAAAAAUAAAAUGUAAUGGUUCUUCUCCUCUUGUACCUGACCUGUACAGUUUGUUCAUUUGAAUUAGGACUCUCCUAACCGUUCACAAUCCCACAGAUUGUUUUAUAAUGAAUUGAUUUAACCCCAACCCCCACCCGAAAGUCCUUGGAUGUGUGUUUGUGGUACACUGCAUUCAGACACCGAGCGUUAGUGCGUCACCAGUAGAAGUGCACUCCAAAUAAAGUGCUAUUAUCCCCCCGCCCGUCCUGAUCACACCUGGGUCACUUGAGUAGACUUGAGCUCGUUUUAAGUGUUGAUGUCUGUGAAUGCUUGUCUGAAGCUUCACAUCUAUCCGUGUUCAGUCCUUGCACUUGGACAGUCCUUCCGUUCCAGGCUGCCCAUCUUAUUUUAUUUGAUUUUUUUUGUCCUUUUUGUUUUAUUCUUUAUUGUACUUUUUGUUUACAGACGCCUCUCCAGAAUGGCCUUUGUAUGUACUGUGAUGUGCUAUUUUCUAUACUGACUUCACACAUGAAAUGGGAAUGUCAAUUUUGUUUUCCUCUCCUCCAUGUACAUUAACUCCCCACACAGACUCUGUUGCUUAGUCAUACUCGUGGACGUUUGUUUGUUUGUACACAAAGCAAAAAAAAAAGAAAAACCAACAAAAAACUGUCAGAAAAUGAAGGUAUCUUAUUAGUGCCACAGCUCAAUCAGCGCUCGACGUUCAAACCCUGUGUCUUGUAAUGGGGAUGGGUGCUGUUCUGCUGAAUGGAACUAACAUCUCUUAAGUAUUUGUGUUUUUUGGCCUCGUGCGUCUGUUCCCGUUAGUCACCACACCCUCCUGUGUCAUGGAACAUCUGUCUCUCCUCCGAAUGGGGAGUAGCCCGUCUACUACCUGUCCAGGAACAUAUGAAAAUUGUACAGAUCUCGUAGAGAUAAUGCAGCCAAAAUGAGAAACAGAUGGAAUGCAAAGAGUGAACGCAAAGAGUGACUUUUUUUUCUCUCCUGCCAGUGGUGGAUUCCUGUUGUGGCUUCGCUGUUACUGUCUUUGUAUGUUCCUCUGUGACAGGGCCGUCCUUUGCACCAUUUUACAUAUCCAGUCUGUGCCGGGCCAACUUCAACUGGACAUCAACAGUCCUCUUUUUGAGUUAUUCGUGUCAUUCAAAUGUGGUUCAGACAAGCAUUUUAUGGGGGACAGAUUGUCUCUUGUUACUCUGAUGGUGCAGUGAUGACCUACCCUGUGGUAUGAACACAACGAUUUAUAUCUCCAAUGGCCAUUGUUUGUAAAUACACUUGUUGGAGCAGCUAUGACUAAUUACAAAAAAAAAAUUAAAUAAAAAUUCUUUGUCAUUGUUGUA